Messenger RNA from Phlebotomus papatasi, 274 nucleotides. Its product is annotated as cytochrome c oxidase subunit 7C, mitochondrial-like. Bases 1 to 201 code for a protein of 66 amino acids. Gene Ontology annotation, biological process: mitochondrial electron transport, cytochrome c to oxygen. The record is from RefSeq and is a predicted model, not a curated record. The transcript has 2 exons. NCBI's taxonomy places the organism in Eukaryota, Metazoa, Arthropoda, Insecta, Diptera, Psychodidae.
AUGCUUGGACGUGCAUCAACCUUGGUCAGGAGUACUCUUAGCAACUCCAUCCGCUAUGGGUCACAUGGUGGAAUUCCUGGAGAGAAUCUACCCUUCCAGCUCCACAAUAGGUAUCGCCUGACUGCGUGGUUCUGCGUUUUCUUCGGUUCCGGGCUGGCUCUGCCUUUUGUUGUGGUGCGACACCAGCUGCUGAAGAAGUAGAUUCUCCCUGAAGAUUUGUUUGUUCAUAGUCCAGGCUAAUUCAAUGUAAUUAAAUGAAAGAGUAUCCCCAAAA